CCAUGUUUGCGAGACCGUGAAAGGACGGGACAAGCCAGCUGCCUCCUUCCUCGUCUUCGCUCGUAUGACGAGGAGUAUUACCGAGAUUUUCUUAGGAUGCCGCCGCGGUCCUUCGACACUCUUUUGAGCCUCGUCGGCCCCCACAUCACGAAGGAGGAAACCCGAUUCCGACGCCCGAUCUCUCCCGAUGAUCGCCUGGCUUUGGCCGUCAGAUUCUUGGCAGCAGGUGAAACGCUGAGGUCCUCCUCAUACAAUUUCCUCUGUGGGAGAACAACAGCGUGCAAAAUUGUGUCGGAGGUAUGUGCAGCUAUCUGGGACAUCCUGAGUCCCAUUUACGUUGUAUGUCCGAAGACCUCAGACGCCUGGAUCAGGGUUGCUGGCGAGUUCGAGGAAAGAUGGAAUUUGCCACAUUGCUUGGGUGCGAUUGACGGCAAGCACGUCAGCAUCGAGUGUCCUGCAAAGUCCUGCAGCCAGGACAGAAAUUAUAAAAAUGGCUUCAGCAAGUCGUUGCUUGCUGUUAGUGACGCCUACUACAGGUUCCUGUAUGUGGAGAUUGGCUACCAUGGCAGCGAGUCGGAUGGAGGCAUCUUCGCACGUAGCGAGCUCCAGCGCCGCAUUGUCGCAGACCAACAGGGCAUUCCCCCAGAUUCUAGUCUAGCCAACAUUGGCACAGUGCCUUAUUUCUUGGUUGGGGACGAGGCCUUCCCACUGAAGAAGUACCUUAUGCGACCUUAUCCAAGAAAAAGCAAGUGACCUCUUCUCUCUCUCUUGUCUCCGUAUCCCCCCCCCCCUUUAUUUAUAGAUAAAAAAUGUGCCAUGCUGUGCAAAUCUAGGUCACAAAGAAUAUAUUUCUUUGCUGAGGAUAUAACCAGUUCCCAAGGCAAUGUAACAGUGCAGAAUAGCCAGCUUUUGA
Messenger RNA from Ixodes scapularis (black-legged tick), 913 nucleotides. RefSeq names its product protein ALP1-like. The record is from RefSeq and is a predicted model, not a curated record. NCBI's taxonomy places the organism in Eukaryota, Metazoa, Arthropoda, Arachnida, Ixodida, Ixodidae. Bases 97 to 753 code for a protein of 218 amino acids. The transcript has 5 exons.